Puntigrus tetrazona (Sumatra barb) is the source of this 4721-nucleotide messenger RNA. Its product is annotated as tripartite motif-containing protein 16-like. The coding region runs from base 2052 to 3752 and encodes 566 amino acids. The record is from RefSeq and is a predicted model, not a curated record. The transcript is spliced from 6 exons. Lineage: Eukaryota; Metazoa; Chordata; Actinopteri; Cypriniformes; Cyprinidae. Gene Ontology annotation, molecular function: protein binding; zinc ion binding.
GUGUUCACAUUUAUCAUUUCGAAGUUCCUUUUCUUUGUACUUGUCCGCAUUGAUUGAUCAAUGGUGUGUCUUGAUAAUUGAUCUCCAUUUGCUUUGUGUGUGUGUGUGUGUGUGUGUGUGUAUGUAGUGUCAUAUAAUUUUUCCUUGUUUUUCAUAUUACAUCGUAUUACUUCAUAUUACAUCUCUUGCCUCUUGCUUUCAAAAUAUAGAGGAAAUAUAGCAAGAAAGCGUAGUCAUCUUUGCACUAUUGUAUAUAAUAUAAUAUAAUAUAAUAUGCUGAGGCUCCUCUAUCUGUUUUUGAAAAUUUCAGUUGUAUUUAUUUAAUAAUUUUUAAAUGGCAUAAAUAAAAUGGCAUUUAUUGUUAACAUGGCACCAUAAUCCUAACAACAAGGACAUUACUAUUUUAUUUCUUUAUUUCAAAUUGUUUCUCAAUCAAAGAAACCCAUUACAGCCUAAAUGAAACACUUUUUAUUGGUAAUAUGCAUUGCUAAGAACUUCGCUUGAACAACUUUAAAGGUAAUUUUCUCAUUUUGAGUUUUUUUCGAAACAUUGUAUCUCAGACAAAAAAUUUAGAAAUUUUGAAAUUACAUAUAAAGCCCUAAAUGACUUAGCUCUUCAGUACUUGAGCAAGCUCUUAUUGAAUUUUAGUCCAGAGGAGAAUUGGCCCCAACUGAGCCUGUUUUUUUUUCCUUCAUUCUGUUACAGAUGGGGUUUUAAUUUCUUGCACCUCAGGCUUGCUUAGUAGGAGACACUUAUUUACUAGCGUUUAUCGUUGAUUGGAUUACAGAGUCUCUGCAUUUAAUAAAUAAAUGAAUACAUUACUAUUUAUCACCAUCUAUUUAGCACCCAAACUCUCCCUAACACUGUUCGAGAGGCAGACACACUCUGUCAGUUUAAAUCCAGAUUAAAGACCCAUCUCUUUAACCUGGCUUACACACAACACACUAAUACACUUCUAUUAUUCAAAUCUGUUAAAGGAUUGUUUGGCUGCAGUAAUUAGAUCAACUGAAACCGAGAAUACACCCCAUAACAUGUACUUGUUAUAUCGAAAGAAGAACAGCAUCUACGUUAAUAUUAGUCAGUUUCUUUCUUAUUGUCUAAAUAUACGAGACCUAAAGUGUCUCAUUUUUUUAUGUGUUCAUGCACGUAGUGUAACGGCUGGCUCGUAGGCCACGACAAAGGAGGAGUCAACACGUUGGAUAACAUUCAAAAAAAGAAAAAACAUUUAUAAAAGUAAGGAAAAUUAGAGUAAAAGAAGACAAAACAACAGAAGGAUGGAUAACAAGCGCCUCUGAAGGGAGCACAACUGAAGGGAGCAGUUUAAAUCUUCCGGAGGAAGCUCCUAACUCUUCUGUGUUUUUUUACAUUCAAAACUUUGGUGCCCAUUUACGUCUAUCAUAUGACUGACAGACUUCAAUGGUUUAAGUUCUAAUGAAGAAACAAAAGGUACAUACAUCUCUUUCCAUUCCACUUAUAUGUUACUGGUUCAUUAACAUUUAACAUAGGAUUACCAUACUUAGCAGAUAUGAAAAAAGUAUUAGUAUCUAUUGAGUUGAGGAUAUCUAUGGUCUAAAAAGUAACUAAUAACUAAACUAAAAGUACUAAUUCUAUUGUUUUCUUAAAUACCAAUUACUAUUGGAAUAAGCACUAGUAUCUAAUGAAUAACUUCUGCAACUACAAAAGGGCUUAAUAAAAAUCAGCCCUAAGAAUCGUAUAAAUAAGCAGCUAAACAAUAAGCAUGAGUAGCUAAAGAAUAAGUACUAGUAAUGAAAAAUAUACUAUCAUCUAAAAAAUAAGUACUAGUAGCAUGAAAAUAGAUAUUAUAGAACUUAUAGAUAUAUAAUUUUUUUAAGCAGUUUAGCCAGAAUGUCUGUGAAGCUGUGAGGUUGUCUUUGAAAAUAAAGCAAAAUGAAAUAAAAUUGUAAUUCUUCUUGAGAAGACUGACACCUAGAGGGCAUUAUUAUUUGAAGCUAUUGCACACGUCUCUCAAACACAUAACCAGGAAGUACUUAACCAGGAAACAAAAAACCUAAGCACUGACAGACCGCUGUAUGUGCCUGUGUAUACUUGCAGAAAUGGCAGAAGGCAGUAUUUCAUGGGCUCAGGAUCAGUUCAGCUGUCCGAUCUGUCUGGAUCUACUGAAAGAUCCAGUGACCAUCCCCUGUGGACACAGCUACUGCAUGAACUGUAUCACAGACUUCUGGAAUCAAGAUGAUCAGAAGGGAGUCUACAGCUGCCCUGAGUGCCGACAGACCUUCAGUCCAAGACCUGCUUUAAACAAGAAUGUGAUGUUGGCUGAAAUGGUGGAGAAACUGAAGAAGAUCAAAGUCCAAACAGCUUGCCCUGAUCCAAGUUAUGCUGGACCUGGAGACGUAGAGUGUAACGUCUGCACAGGGAGAAAAUAUAAAGCUGUCAAGUCCUGUUUGUUGUGCCUGAACUCUUACUGUCAAAUUCACCUCAAACAACACAACAGUUUCUUUAAAGAUAAGAGGCACAAUCUGAUAAAUGCCACUGGACGACUCGAGGAGAGGAUCUGCCCUCAACAUGACCGACUGCUGGAGAUUUACUGUCGUACUGACCAACAAUGUGUUUGUUUGCUGUGUACGAUAAACGAACAUACAAAUCAUGACACAGUUUCAGCUAAAGCAGAGAGGACUGAGAAACAGAGACAACUGUUAGGCAUUCAAAGAAAUCUCCAGAAGAGAAUCCACAAAAGAGAGAAAAAGAUUCAGGAGCUGAAAGAGGCUGUGAAGUCGCAUAAGCGCUCUGCACAGGCGGCAGUGGAGGACAGUGAGAGGAUCUUCAAUGAACUGAUCCGCUCUAUUAGGAGAAGCUACUCUGAGGUGACAAAGGUGAUCAGAGAUCAAGAAAAGGCUGAAGUGAGUCGAGCUGAAGGACUCUUGAAGCAACUGGAACUGGAGAUUGAUGAUCUGAAGAAGAGAGACACCGAGCUAAAUCGGCUUUCACACACAGAUGAUCACAUCCAUUUUCUACAGAGUUUUCAGUCUCUUUCUGUUGUUCCCGAAUCCACAAAAAACAUCAAUGUCAGUUCUCUUCUCUCUUAUGAUGAUGUUGGUAAAUCUGUCUCUAUGCUAAGAGAGAAAUUUGAGGACAUCUUCAAAGAGGAGAUAAACAAUAUAUCUGACAGAGUGAAAUACAUAGAUAUUGUUGCAUCAUCAGAACUCAAGACCUUAGAUGAUUUCCUGCAAUAUUCCCAGCAGCUCACCCUGGAUCCGAACACUGCACAUAAAUAUCUCAGUCUUUCUGAAGGCAACAGAGCAGCUACAUUCAUUGGGGCUGACCAGCGGUAUCCUGAUCAUCCGGACAGAUUUCAUGGUUUUUCUCAGGUGUUGUGUAGAGAGAGUGUGUGUGGACGCUGUUACUGGGAGGUGGAGUGGAGCGGGAGGGUUGGUGUGGGAAUAUCAGUGUCGUAUAAAAGCAUCGGCAGGAAAGGAGAGGGUGAUGAUUGUGCAUUCGGAUUUAAUGAUCAUUCUUGGAGAUUGUCAUGCUCUGACUCCAGUUAUGCAUUCAGACACGAUCAGAAAGCAGUUAAUCUCCCUGUGUUCCCCAGCUCCUCUAGAAUAGGAGUGUAUGUGGAUCACAGAGCAGGCAUUCUGUCUUUCUACAGCGUCUCUGACACAAUGACCCUCAUCCACAGAGUCCAGACCACAUUCACUCAGCCGCUCUAUCCGGGGUUUGCCAUCAAUUUAGGAUCAACAGUGAAGCUGUCAUCUUUAAAAUUCUAUGAAUAGUGGCAUAUUAAACUUCAUAAUAAAAAUAAAUGGGUAUGGUUAUCACAUUUUUCUCCCAUCUUAUAAUUAUCUGGAAUGGAACUGCACAAACAGUAUUAUUAUUUUGGGGGAAACUAAUUGAUAAAUUGUAUAGGUAUGGGUGUCCUGGUUAACUUGCUGCUAGUCUUCACAAAGAUACUUCUCUGAAGAGUUCUGGUAGUCUCUGAACUCUUAAUUUUUAAGCAUUUGCAUUUAACUUGGAUGUCUUAUGAAAUUUGCUCUAAAAUAAACUACUACUUGCAUCAGACCUUGACAGUAUUUUACAAAAUGCUUAAGUAAAAUAGAUUCUUGUUUGUUUUAAUAUUAAGGACAUUGAUUUUAUAAAUGUGUUCAACUUUUAGCACCAAAACAUUAAAGCAGUGGUUUUAGUUGGUCAAAGGUGCAGUGGUUUUAGACUCAAAAUAGCAACGCUCCAUGAACAGUGCACCUGAACACACUUAGUUUUCAGACAUUAUUCAGACCAGGACCCUUUUCAGACCUCUCAGGAAGAUAUCGUUGUGUUUGGUUAUGUUGGGCAAUGUCUAUAAUAUUUUCAUGCAGAAGAAUGUGCCUUUUCUUAGACUGUGGGCACUUUUGAUAAGUUCUAAAUAUUUCAACAUAAGUAUACUGUCAUAAUCUUUUUCUUGUGUAUAAUGAUAAACACAACUACAACUGCUUGUUUAAGCAUAAGAAAUUUAAUUAAAGUUUAUUAAACACACACACACACACACAAAUUUUUUUAUUGUUAAAUGUAGUAAUGUUCAGUUGAACAAAAUAGGGUCGAUUAAUUGACAGUAAUCAACUAAACUGUGUUAUAAAAACCUUCAAUUAAAAACUACAGGUCAUUAAUCUAUAUACGGUAAGUAUACUAACUAUACAUUACAAUUAUAGCAACUGACUAAAUAUAAAUUAAAAACUUCAAAUGCUAAACAAAACACAAAUAUAAUAAUU